Molecule: messenger RNA, 9050 nt
Organism: Osmia bicornis bicornis
Lineage: Eukaryota; Metazoa; Arthropoda; Insecta; Hymenoptera; Megachilidae
Product: longitudinals lacking protein-like
Exons: 7
Coding region: 349-1707 (452 amino acids)
Biological process (GO): regulation of transcription by RNA polymerase II
Cellular component (GO): nucleus
Molecular function (GO): protein binding; DNA binding
Source: RefSeq, a predicted model, not a curated record
GUCGAUGUACAGGCAAGCUAGCAGCCGUUACGUUACGCCAUUGUUGAAAAGGGCAGCGCUCGAGGCGCACGCCGAGCUUGGACGCUUACGCAGUUUUUCACUAUUUACCCAUCCCGUGCUGUGAUAUUAGAUUGUUUUAUAUCCUUUAUUAGGUGAGUGUAACAACGUGUAGACGAUUAUUUGAAAAGUUUCGAAUUUUGUCGAAGCUCGCAAGAAAAUUCCGGAAAAUCUUAAGAUGGGGUGACAUGGCGCGGGCGGAUCCUCUAUGUAUUUUUACGAGUACAUCAUCUUUACUGUAUCAACGUCAGAGAGAAAUUUCCCGGUGAAAAACGAGGAAAUCGACAGAAAAUGGAAGAUGACCAGCAGUUUUGUUUAAGGUGGAAUAACCACCAGAGUACAUUGAUCCAAAACUUCGAUACACUUCUAGAAAGCGGCACUCUGGUUGAUUGCACGUUAGCUGCCGAAGGAAAAUAUUUAAAAGCGCAUAAAGUGGUACUUUCGGCGUGCAGUCCCUAUUUUGAGGGACUUCUGAGCGAACACUAUGAUAAGCAUCCGGUGUUUAUCCUUAAAGACGUUAAGUUUAAAGAAUUGAAAGCAAUGAUGGACUAUAUGUACAGGGGAGAAGUGAAUAUCUCCCAAGACCAGCUCGCAGCGUUACUCAAAGCUGCUGAAUCACUGCAAAUCAAGGGGUUAUCCGAAAGUAAAACGAGUGGCAGUAACAAAAUGGAUACGAGGCAACAGAAAGUCGUGCCACAAGUUACGGCGGCCCCGUGUGACAUUCCACAGGGGGCUCCUGGUCUAACCAUAGAAAAAAACAAAGUUCCUACUAGACAAAAUUUGCCGCAGGGAUCUGUUGGGGACCUACCGGAAGACUCUGCUAGUCCCCAAAUACCACCCAAAGGUCUUUCUUCGAGGGAAGGUUCGCAAAGUCCAACUUCGAGAAAAAGAAAAAGGUUUCGAAGAAGAAGCAUCGGUGAAGAUAAUAAUUCGAUGGAAAACCACGAGGCCUCAAACUCGAACGAUAUGUCUCAACAAGUGGCUGUUCCAGCACUUGGUAUCGCGCCUGUCGCGGAAGAAACGUCACACGUAGAUCCUGCAGACUCGAUUGGCAGGUCAGCCUUAAUGACGCAGCUGACGAGACCUGCGGACGAAAUGCUGCAACUACCACUAGAAAAACCGGAGCCAAAUGAUAGUCUCAUCGAGCCAAAGUCGGAAUAUAUGGACGAUCCGGAAGAAGGCGUCGAAGAUCUGACGCUCGACGAUGACAUGAACGAUCUAAACGAAAUGGAACCGGAUAACAAUAGAGCUGGCCCGUCCCACGAUCCCUCGCAACACCCAGCAGGAAUAGGCGCGUGGCACGUUACAGGAGAUCGAAGUAACGCGGGGGGAGUUGUGGGCUCGGUGGCAGGAGCUCCUGGAACGACAGACGAAGUCUUUCUCGCAGCCCAAGAGGCCGCCCAGGCCCACCGCGACUCUCAAGAUGCAUUGAAGAGAAGUUUGCUGCGACACGAAAUCAAAAAGAAAGAGGGGAAAGUAUCUAAAGUAAGACGUCGUUGCGAGAGAUGUUACCAAGAGAAUGUGAAAAAGUUUGGUAGUCAGGUCGCGAGAAACUGUACCGUCAAAGUAGCUACGUUUUGCGAGAAUUGUUACGGCAAACCUCAUCUCUGCUUGUCAUGUUUCUAUGCGGAACAUUUUGAUAUGCCAUGAUCUGUUUUCGAUUAAUAAAAUCCAUUCAAUUCAAUCGAUUUUGUCUCGUAUUUCAUGUGUGUCCGAUCACAAAUCUUUCAUUUUUUCGGCCGAUAUAUUAGACACUGUGUGUAUGUGUGUAUGAGUGGAAAUGGAUAAUCGUAUCGUGUUAAUUAACCGCGGCACGGAACGUGUUUUUUCGAAAAAUUCGUUCGAUUUAAUUAAUUCAGAACACCAGCCACCCUUUUAGCUUGAUUUGAUUUGAUUGAAAUUUUUUAUUUGAACGCUCUCUUUUAUAACGCGCACACUUUCUCUCGCUCGAACAAUCGAAUCGAGCCACGAUUUAAACUUUCGUCGUCAAGAUUUUCGACGAUUUUUAACGACGCGUGUAUCAGGUAGAAAGGAAAAGAAACGAAAAUUAGAGCCGGCGUUGCACCACGUUGUUUGCAGUACGUAGAGAAUUUUUGUAAAUGUCGUUGUGGAAACAAAGAUGUUCCGGUGAAAAGGGUAAAGAUGGGCUUUGCGUUCGAAGGACUCGAUUCACCGUACAAUUGAAAUAUUUCUCUUGAAACAUUUAACGUUCGAAUAUAAAUCAGGGUAUCUUUAAUCGGUGAAUCGUGUUCAUCUUUGCCAUCUAACCGGAAUGUGCAACCCUCGUAUCCUAAAGGAAAAGAGAAAGAAAAACAAACCACCCAUUCGUAGUUGUUUACGUGUUUUUUUUGUUGGUAGAAGAUUUGAAAAACAUACCAUGCACAUGGUAGUAAUAAAUAAGUAAAAGAGAGAAAAAAAAAGAAAGGUUUAAGACAAUUGGACGAAAGAAGGGACGUAGAUGAUUAGCGUGUAGUCGCGUGACCCUCGCGCCUGACAAAAAUCUAUACGAGCCAAUAUUAAUUAAUUUAUUCAAUUUUAAAAUAUCUUAUUGGCUUUGCUUAUGCUUAUCCUGUUAUCUGAAAACGAACCAAAAAAUAGAAAGAAAAAAAGGAAAGAGGAAUGUUUCUCUGUACUUGGAAAAAAAAAAUUUCUAAUCAAACUAACGAGCAACAACGAGGGUCUCGCGUUUACAAUAAUUUUCAUUGAAAUAAAAUGUACACGCGCGGGUUGUGCCUUUCUCUCGUAUACGCGUGUCAGCGCGUUGGGUUUUCGCGGCUUCCUGUCCAUUUAACGAACAGAAAAGAAGCUGCAACUGAUAACAAAAAAAGCACGUGGUCGUUUGGUAGACGUGACACGCGUGACACGCAUCUGCACGCGCUCGCACGAAACUGACAAAUCUUUUUUUUUUUCCUCUGAUACGUGUUGUGUCAUAUACGCCGACGUGGCUUUCCUUUACAUACCAUAUACUCGCUUUUCUCGUGUGCACGCGCGUCUCACGCGUGUCGAGGAGAACCUUUUCCACGCGUACCAACAGACAGUAUAUAUAUACAUAUACCUAAUAUAAUAAGUAUACGUAUACAUGUACGAUGUGUGAUAUAUUCAACGUAUUCAACUAUAUAUAUAUAUAUAAAUAUAUAUAUAAUUUUUUUUUCUUUUUUUUUCUUUAUCCAUCCGUGUAUGCGUACAUACUCGAUAGUUUUUCAAUCCAUUGCGUUGGGCCAUUUUUUGCGUAAUUCGUCUUGCAUGCCACGCUUCCUUCGGUAGUUUAAUUACGACUCUUUAACUUUGCGGAGGUGAGCGAGCGCGAUGCGUUCUCGUUCCGCGUACAAUCCUGCGUUCAUAUAUAUAUAUAUAUAUUUUUUCAAAUAUGCCUUGCAGAUCAGUCUCGUGUUUUUGACAGAGGGGGUUAUUUUUGUUGAUGUUACAUUGGUGGUGGUGAUCGAUCUGCGAACACACACAGACGUAUAUAUAUAUAUAUUCUACUUUCCUCUCUACGAUACGAGGCGUGUACGCGCUUGCACACGUUCCAAUACAUUUUUUUUAACUAACCCAUGUGUACAUAACUCGCUUCUUUGUUCGUAACGCAUAUAAACAUCAGAUAUUUGAUUAACCCGAUUUACAAUGCUGUUUUUAUUUUUUUUUAUUUUUACAUGUGUAUGCGUGAUUUGUUACACGUACACGUGUUACGCGUGUUGGAUAUUGUACGAUACGUAAUGUGCAUAUCGUACAGUCGUUAAUGAUACAUGCAUAAUAUCGUGGUACUCGUGUUACGUAUACAUAAAUAGCAUACAUAUGUAUAUAUACAUAUACUAUACACUCUUUUCUAUUCGAUUUGUAUUAUUAUCAUAUAUUUACUAUUGCGUAUGGAAACGUACACUUGUAUCUACUGUUAAAUACUGUCCAUGGUAUUGUACCUUUUUUCGCAUUCGAAUUUCGUUGUCGUGUACUAUGCCAUGCCAAUUUUACGCUGUACGUUCAAAUUUUUUUUUUUCUCUGACGUUGUGUUUCCCAAGUGUCUAGGCUAUCAUUUUGGAAGACGUUUAAACUUUUGUGCAAAUUGUCAGAAGAUCCGAGGGGAGAGAGACAGGCCGGAUCCGAAGGGCUGUUUCAGUCACGAUCGAGCUAUUUCUCGAUCGAGACGCGAUUUAGUCUCGCGUUAAUCUCUCUUUUCUGCUUCCGUUGUGGAAGAGUGAGAGAGAGAGAACAGUGUGCCUAUUUGCACACUGAUCAAAUAUUUUCUUUCGUACUUUGCCGAGCUUCUUUGCCGCAUAAGUACCGAAUAUUUUUCUAUUUCUCGCGUUUGAAACUACGGCCGGUUGCAUUGCUCGAACGAAUCUACAUUUUGUACGAUUCUCGGCAGUGCUUCCUUGCCGUAUCGCGAGUGUUCCUAACAAGAAGACGAAACUCUGGAAGAAGAAACGAAGACAAGGUAAUCGAGAAGCUGGAGUAACGAUCUGGUUAUGGUAAUGUGGUAAGAAUAGAAUGAUAAUGAGUAUCGAGUAGGUAAUAUGGAAAAAGGUACGGUUCAUCUUUUUUCGAUGCACAUUGUGUGGUCAAAUAACGUAUGUUUUCAUACGUACAUUUUUUAUAUGUAAUUAAUUUGUUCUGUGGUUUUAAUAUUGCAAAGGAAGACGUUCAUCUUUCGAAUAACAGGUAUCGAUCUGAUUUUUGGUAAGAUGAUUGGAUCGUUCCUUACUCGAAAGUACGUGUACUUCUUUUUGCAAUUUAUCUUCUAUUUUUUAAAUAAUAUGGAAUAUUCAACUUUGCAACAAUGUUAUGAUGCGACGUUUGAACGUUCGUGUUCUUCGUACACGUCGUUCAGAGUUUUUCUAUAAAUCUUUGCCUACUGUUUUCAAAUGAUUUGAUAUUUUGAUUGUUCCUUUACAUUUAUAAUGUACAAUAGGCAUGUUCUCAACAAUGGAAGAAAGAAGAAAUACCUGGCGAAGAGAUUUACACGUAAGAAAAUAGAAAGACAUGUUUCAUCGUUUCUUUUUAAUUCCGAAAAUUUUUUAUUUUGAAGAAUUUUUGGAGAUAGAAACAAGAUGAAACUUCAGAUUUUAAUGUUUGUUCUUAUGGAUGAUAAGCCACGUAUGUUAAUCGAUAAGUAUCUCGAUAUUUUGUCAGGAUUGCAGCUAACAUCAUCGAGAUUGAUGUUGUUCGCGCUGGUAUUCAAUGCUGAUUAAAUAUCGAUGACACUUUUCCUAUUGAAUACAGCUUAUAACCAUAAGUUCUUAUGGUAGGUCUUUACACGCGGUUGACUUUUCCAUGAAAAGUCUCAGUUUUAAUUAUAAAAGUGCAACAGCAGAAGAGAAGUGUGAAAGUAUUCUGCGUGGGAUAAAAUUUAUACUCAAAUGGUAUUGUAUUGGUAACGUUUUUUAUAUUGGUACUCGAACGAUUUUGUUUAACCAUAUUUUAUAUUUUCUCUUGAAAGUUUCGAGCUGUUUUAUGGUUACAUGUUUUUUGUACUGUUCAAAUCUUACAGCGUAUGUAUUUUAUUUCUUUACAGCUUAUAUGGUACUUAAAAGGUAUAACUCUGUUUAACGAUAUCAUUCAACAUUGUCCUCUUUCGCCAUUGAAAUCACAUUUUUAAUCAUGUUUCUAUAUUAUUUCCAGUGUUAACAACAUAGCUCCAGUUCGGGUUUUCUCAACAUUUCAUCAAUUUUCUCAGAGUUCUAAGAAAGAAACACCUGUGAUACCAAUUUGCGUAAGACUGUUCAGUUCACGAAUUAAAAUUCCCGGUGAUCAACGAGAAUUCGAGUGGACGAACAGCUUCUGACGUGUAUCAGUUUCAUCGGAUCAGUUUUCUUCUAGAUAUCUAAAGAAUUUCGAUGAAAUUUUUUUGAAAACUGAACGCAACUAAAGAAUCUGUAAGCAUGUGUGUAAGCUUGAAGAAUGUCAAUAUUAGGUAUCUAACAAAUGUCUAAUUUUGUUUCAGCAUAUUUAUACAAAUGAUCAUUUUAUCGUAGCACAUAUUUUUAGAAUGUUCUUUACAAGGCGUUAUUUAUAUAUCAUUAUUCAUUCAUAUUCCUUUGCCGUUAAUUGUUCGGCGCUUUUAUAGCGCGAUUUCAUCCCAUUUGCAUUUUAUGUACCAUUGUAUUUUCUUGUGAAAUUUAUCACUAUUUUAUGAUGGUGGAAAUUGUGAAUUCGGUUUUCAAAGUUUUCUUUUUUUUGAAAACCAACUAUUGGGAAGAAGAUGAAUCUCAAGUUAUUGGUAACUUGAGUGUAGUGAUAAAAGUGCCACCAGCAGUGUUCAUGGUUAAGUGUUCAGUGAAAAAUAUGGUAAAAGUUAAGUAUUUAACCCUACGCGUUGUAUCGGCGCGUGGGGUGACUUCAAUUUUUAUAUUUAAUAUAUUAAUUCUUGUAAAAAUGAUUGUUAGCUGAUAAUUCAAUUCUUAUUUUAUUCUUUAUUAUGGUAUCUGUAACUCUUUGACGCUAUUUACGUUAUAAACAAUCAUUUUUACAAAAGACUUCCUAUUUUAUAUGGUAAAUUUGUAAAUUUAUAUAUCAGUGAUGAUAUUCUAUGGUAUUUCAAUUUAAAUCUAGCCUUUAAAACGAUAUAAACUACACGUCCAUAAUACUUUUUUAUUUUCUUUCUGAAGUUCUGACAAAGGCGUUAAAACGUUUUAUAAUCCAUCCAUUUUUUUUUCUCAAAUUCCAUCUAUUCAUACUGCACAUUUCACGAAUACUAUGUGCAAAAGAAGAAUAGUUCAGGUUUUUUUUUUCUUUUCUACUAUUUCAGGAUAAUACGUACGGUUGGUGUUCGAAAGUGUGAAUGCGUUUUCUGUGUAAAAGAUUGAAGAAAUUGCUAAUUUUCGGAUAAAAUAUUAAACAAAUAUCACGAAAUCGAUGUUCGUUCAGUCCGAACCUUUCAAACUCUAUGGCGCCAGAGUAUGAAAGAAAUCGAUUGAACUUCCAUCGAUCGUGACAUAUAAAACCAUCGAAUGGAUGCGGUUUUUUAAAACAUUAUCCACGAAAAUCAAAUUCAAAGGAUACGUAGUGCUUUUCGAUAAAUUAGACUCUAAUUAAAACGUCAAUUUAAUGCAAAUCUGCUAUGUAUCUAAUAAAAAAAAGUAUGAAUCUUUAAUCAGACCUGAUUUCUCGCUGCGGGUAUCGCAGAGGCAUCGUCUUUUUAAAGAUCGACUCCGACUAUUCGUGGAAAAUGCGAAACAAAAUUGCAUUCCAUUCGAUAAACAAUUCUCCAGUAGCUUCGGUAAACCAGUGUCGAUAAAGAUAAUGAUUGCGUGGUGUUGUGUUAAUGCAGAGUGUUUGGCCGACGGUAUCGUUCAACAAGAUAACCCAAUUUCAAAGCAGAAUAAUACACGACGUUAAAGUUGCAGUUAGGUCUUGAUUAGAAAACGAAGAAUAAAUUGAACGACGAUAAACAGAGUUGCAAUGUGUAAUCGUGUCGAUACUCCACUAAUUUUUGCUGCGCAGCGAUUAUUAUCUGGAGUUUCAAUACGUUACACGAAGUUGGACAUACUGUGACGACGAUGAACAGAGACGACCCAUAAUUUUGAUAGAAAAUUUAGGGAAGAGAAAAGAAAAGGAGAGAAAGUGCAGUGUGUUACGAAUGUUGUUAGAUUGUGGUGAGAGAACGAUACGUAUGUUGCUUCGAUGCACCGUCGACACGAAUCGCAUCCCUUAAGCAGAGACGAGUGUACGGAAAGUACACGCAGAGUAGAGAAGCUGUAAUUAGCCGUAGUUAUUAACUGGCGGCGUUUUAUCUGGCUGGACGUCGUCAUCGAAGGAGGGUCGUGUACGCUCCGGAAGAGAGGACUGGGUCAUCGUACAGCAGAGCUCGUUCGCGAGGAAAGUUUUCCAGUUACAACAGAGUGGUUAUCCGUCGCUGUUUUUCCUGGAUUUAUUCUCGACUGAGAGAGACCAAGUAACAGGAGAAUCCGUUUCGUAACACAUUCAUUCUUCUCGUGGUUUCUGUAUUUCUCUUUUUGUAAGCCUACUACAGAUCCAACGAGGAAAAGAAAAACUAGCGUUACGAUGCCAAGUAUGUCAUUAAUUUUCAUAGUUCUCUCGGAUCCUUUAUUUUUCUUCGGUCUGUAGCAUCUUGUUCGAUUAAUAUUUUUAUUUGUUCAUUUCUAAACUGGCAGGAUCGGUGGGAACCAGAGAUAUAUUCCAGAGAAAGUCUGGAGACGGAGAAAGUUGUUAAAAAAGCGACGAUAAUGUUCCAACUAGAGUUCAGUUUCUUUUAGUCGUUCAUUUUGUCGGGAUUAAAUUGUUCACAGUUUGAUUGUAUCGUAGUAAAUUAGUUCCAUUGUUAGAUAUUUGUUAAACGAGAAAACAGACAACUUGGCUCGAGAUGAAAAUAAAUGGUUGCGAAUUUUAAUCGACGCAUGUUUAGCAAUCUAUAGCAACAUCUUGAAUAUUAAUUAGGCAGAAAUUAGUUUAGUCGAAACUUUCGAAUAUUUAUAACUCGUAGAACCAAUCGGAAUCUGUCGAUAAAUUGUUUUUAUUUUAAUUUCGUGCACGAGCGUCUAAAUUCAAAAUUGUACGCGGAUAAAUAACUUUCGGGAAAUUAGUUGGUUUUUUAUAAAACAAUCGAAGGUUGCAAUAAUUGUACGGUUUUAAAUAAUAGACAAAAAAGUAUUGUUAAAAUAAACGAUCCUGUUUAUUCGACGAAGAUGAAUCAAGUACACCUGAUUAGUUAUUUUAUUUCGCUUAUCUCUAAUUUCAUAAAUCCAAGUUCGAACUUGAAAUAGAAUUGACGAGACUUCCAAAACGCGUUAUAAAAAUUGAAAUUGCUAAAUUGUUCCCGUUUAAAUGAAUAAUUACAAUAAAAGUCCUAAAAUUGAAAUUAGUUCGAUGCAUGUGAAACAAAGACGAGGCGUUUGACAGGGUGUUUCAAUUUCACGAUAGAAAGAGUAGGUUCUAACAGAUUCGCAUCUAGUUCGCAUCUCUCGAUUGUGUUUCCAGUUGUUAUCCAGUGGGAGUGGAGCCUAAGAAGAUAUGCAAUAAACUUCUUUCUAUUGAAAAAUGAA